UAUCUUUCACCGGAUACUCGUGUGUGGUCGUGGGUACUCGUGGGUGGUCGUGGGUACUUUAGUUCAAAGCCUUUGUUUGCUGACCGGUGAAUUUCAUUGGCUCAUUGCAAAAAAAAAAGGCAUGUAUAAACAGCUCCACCUCUUGUGAGCGGCCAUUACGCAUUUUUUCCCCCCUAAGAGAUCAGACGGUGGAACAUGGCUCCCAGGAGAAGGAAGGUUCAACGCAGGGGCAACACACAACCCCCAUCACCACCCACCAGGCAGGUGGAGAUGGCACAGGUGGAGAAUGCCCUGAAGGUGGAGAAUGCCCUGAAGGAGGAAGCCCUGGAGUAUGCCUCCAUGGAGGUAGGCCUUGUCCCCACCACCACCCCAUCUGGGACUGGCCUCCCUCAAAUCAACAAUCCAGGCACUGCUGCUGUUACUGCAUCAAUUAAAGCUGACCCAGACACAGCAUCAGACACCAAUGCCUCAAUGGAAGUGAAGGACAGGAGGAAGGUUUUGCCUAAUACCUUCAGCAGGGAGCAAGAGGGAGACCUGGAAGAGUGGAAGCCCACAUUACUACAGAACAAGGUCAAGGAGUUCCCUGACCGUACCUAUGACCAACUCAUGCAAUGGUUCACGAAUCAGAGGACCAUCUAUGGAAAGGUCACCGCACUUGGGACCAAAACAGGGUCAGCUGGCAGCACACUGACAGAGAGGAAUAGGUGGAUCGAGGAGAAGUGGCGGUUCCUAUCGGGGCAUAUUGUGCGUACAGUGACCAGGACUAGCGCACCCAAGCUCCAUAAAACUAUUCGAGACUGCGAAAGAUUGUUGCGGGAAGGAUGCGUGACACCAAUGGGCUUCACGCACAGGGCAUUCGACUUCUGUCGCUCAAUGAUGGAAGAUGAAAUAAGUGAUGUUAAUGGAAGCACGUGCACCUGA
Molecule: messenger RNA, 921 nt
Organism: Amblyraja radiata (thorny skate)
Lineage: Eukaryota; Metazoa; Chordata; Chondrichthyes; Rajiformes; Rajidae
Exons: 4
Coding region: 196-921 (241 amino acids)
Source: RefSeq, a predicted model, not a curated record